This is a messenger RNA of Galleria mellonella (greater wax moth), 3294 nucleotides long. RefSeq lists its product as uncharacterized. Lineage: Eukaryota; Metazoa; Arthropoda; Insecta; Lepidoptera; Pyralidae. Gene Ontology annotation, molecular function: protein binding. The record is from RefSeq and is a predicted model, not a curated record.
UUCAUUCAUUCAUUUCAAGAUGGCGUUAUUAAAACUUGCGGUUGUUUCCGUCUAGAAAAGAAAAAUUCAUUUGUUUUUAAUGAAAUUUAACAUUUCUUAUAUAUUAUUGCUCGAUUACUUGUGAGGUUAUUGUAAAAUUAAUGAUGAAUUGCUAAAUCUCCUUCAAUGUUUAGCAGUAAAUUUCAACUACAGAAGCGUACUCCUAAAAAUGGCACUGAUCGUGAAAGUUUCUUGUCAUUAUUAGUAGAUGAAUUUAUAAAUUCCUCUUCGCAUGAUGCUAAGUGUCAAGUAUUAGCUAAUUUGGCUAAUUUUGCCUAUGAUCCAAUAAAUUAUGCAUAUAUUAGAGAUGUUGGAGUCUUAGACAUUUUCCUACAUGUUCUUAAACAUGAAACAAAUAUAACAUUACUACAAUUUGCAUGUGCAGGUGUUUGCAACUUAUGUUCUGAACCAUUAAAUGCUGAGUAUAUCUUGACACAAAAUGGACUGAAGCCAAUAAUAAAAUUAUUGAAUUCUAAUAAUCAAAUAGCAGCUGAUGCAAUUACGACAUUGAUAUAUCUUUAUAACGACCAAACUAAAUCUGAAAUAAAAAGUUCUGAGGUGAUCCAAACAAUACAAACACUGAAAAAUUCAGAAGACAGAAUUUUAGCAAACCUUGCAACUAUAUUUUUGGAAGAUAUUUGCAGUACAAAAUAAAAUUAAUCAUUUCUCUUUAAACAAAUUUGUUUCAUAAUGAACAAAAUCUUGUCAAAUAGAUUCCCGUACAUUGCGGUGAACAAUAAGAACUAUCAAAAGAUAUGUAAGAUUCACACAACAUCAUUUAGUAGCACUGCUUUUAAGGCUGGUGACAAAAUUAGAAUACAGAAAACACUAACACAGAAAGAUCUAGAUGCUUUCUCAAAUCUAACAAGUGAUCACAAUUAUUUGCAUCAAAACAGUGGUAACAAGCGGCCAAUUGUGCAUGGAGCAUUACUGAAUGGGUUAGUGGCAGGCCUCAUAGGUACGCAUUUGCCUGGACCAGGUACAGUGCUAGUAUCACAAACUAUGAAGUUUCCUAACAAAUGUUUUGUUGGUGAGAAACUGACCAUCAGUGUUGAGCUAGUGGAUGUCAGAAAAAUACUCAAGGUGAAGUUUUACUGCAUAGUAGAAGAGGAAAAGAAGGUUGUGUUUGAAGGUGAGGCUAAACUGAUGUUAGCCAAAGACUGUUAGAAGUGAUUAAGAAGUUUUAUUCUUAAGAUAAUUUAUUUUAAAUUAUAAGAUCUAUUACUGUAAAAUUGUAGAUCUAACAGUUUCAAAUAUUGGAUAAAAUUUAAAUUAAUCCCUAUGUUUUUAAAACAUGAGUCCAAGAGGCUCUCAUUAACAUGUGCCAAUUAAAUAAUAAUUUUCAAAAGUAAUACUUAGUGAAUAGUUAUAAAGUACAAUUUAGCUCUACAUUAGAUUAGGUUUUGCUCGGAAAAAAAUAAACACCACAAAUCUAAAUCGAAAAUUCUGUCCAUUUAUUGUCCAUUAUUAUAUAAUUAGUUGAUAACUAAUUAAGACUGAUAGUCUCUAGCUCAUUAUUUAUUUGUAAUUGUCUUCUCUGAAUCUGUAUUCGUAAAAUACAUGUUGUUUUGAAAUAUUUUUUUUAUUAAGUUAUAAAUUCUUUGUUAUGUUUAUUCAAUUUGUAUAAAGAAAUUCCAUAGAAAGAGCUGAUAAAGUAUAAUGCAAUACUAUAUUAAGAAUAUAAUGAUAUUGUCUUUUAGUUUCUUGUCUAUGGGAAUACUUUGCAAAUAUAUAUUCAUGUGUGUAAUUAAAAAUAGCACAAUGAAUUAAUUAUUGUAAAUAUAAAUAAUAUUAUUUCUUAAGGAUUUGUGAUUAACUUAGACUCAGUUUUAUUUUAUAGUUAGGUUCUGUUUGUCUAUGAUAACCUUGUAAACCAGUUAUAUCAGUUAUGUUUUUAUUUUGUAAUUGAAUACGAUUGAGAGAUAUUGAAUUAUAUAAAUAAGUACAAUUAUAUUACUAUGUGAUAUGAACAAUUUCAUGAACUACUUACGAUAUUACGUUUUAGUUUCGAAUUUUGAUUGGAAUAUUUUUUUAAUAUUGUUACAAAUUGUUACAUAUGAGAUUCUAAUUUCACGUUCGAAAUUUAAAAUUUUAUAUUGUACUUUUUAUUUUAAGCUUUUUGUAAAACUUUUUUGUUAUUAAAAUCAGUUGUUAUUUUUAUAUUUAUUUAUACUUUUUCACCUUAUGUAAAUUGAAAUUGGCAAUAUUCCUUAGACACCAUACCUUUAAAAAAAAAAGUAGUGUAGUGAGCUAUAAAUGUUAGGAUAUUUUUUAGGAUUUCUUAAAAGUUUGGCUAGAGUAGUGUGCUUAUUAAAUUAUUGUAUUUGAUCAAUAUUUUAUAAAAUGAUGAUCCCAUUUAUUGAGGGCUGUGAACUGUUUAAUUUUAGCAUGUAAAGUUGAAAUUGUAUGAUAACAAUAUUGCAUUCAUUGGAAUAUUUAUUCAAUUAAAAUUGUGGUAAUUGUGAAUCUAUGGAGAGAGGAUUAAUUUUUUUUAUUGCUGUGAACUGUUGUUUGAUGGAAUUAGAUUAUUCUGCUUUAACUAAAAAGGAGUAUAAAGGAUGUUUGUUUAAUAACGAAUUAACCUUUAAAUUGCUUUAAAUAUGAAUAGACUGUAAUAUAUAUUUGUUGGUGUUAUUAAUAACAUAUAACACAAUUACAGUUGAUAUAGAAUGGAAUGGAAAAGAGUGCUUUAAACGUCAUUUUUUAAUAUAGUCAUUGUUGCCACAGUUAUAUAAAAUAAUAUAAUAUUUUAUAAUAACUUUAUAAUCAAAUCGUUUUGAAUUUGUAGGUGGUUUGAUUCCUAUAUGUAAAUCUGAUAAUCUUAGCUAUGUAAUGGCAUACAGAUUCAUCGGAUGACGUCAGUGUAAAUCGAAAAAUACCUAAAAAUAUUUGUAUACAUGAGAAUGUAUACGUAUGAGCGUUUUUAUGUAUACAUAUAUGUAUUUAAGUAUAUAUAUCAGAUUUAUAGAACUCAUAAUACAAGCCCUGCUUUGAGUCUUGAUGGCAUUAUAUGAUAUAUCCAGGACUAUUAUAUUAUUACACGAGUAUUAUUUCCAAUAAGGGAUGAAUCUUACUAGUGUUUAACUAUCACUUCACAUUCUCGUUGUUUAUUUCAUAUUGAGAAGUUCUUUUGAAGCCAAUAAUUUCGUUUACGACCUAGUAGUAUGCAUUAAUGGUAUUCUAAAUCUUUUUAAGUAAUGUAACAUCGUCAUUUUACGAUUUUGGCAUAGCUAUUAAAACUAAUAAUUCGUCUAA